AUGCUUCUUCUUGCAUGGAACUCUGAGGGCCAAUCAGCAGAGUUCUAUUCUCUCAAGAGUAUUGCGUACCAGAAAGCAAUAUACAUGGGAAUCCACAGGUUAGAUGCUGGUACCGGCGGUGAGGACGGGAAUUUUGUUGAAUUGGAAUUAAAACGGAGAAUUUGGUGGCAUCUAGCAGCUUCAGAUUGGAUUUCCGGCAGUACUCCUGGUAACCAAGAGGGCAUGUACUCUGUGAAUCCAGCACAUGCCCGAGUCACAUACCCUGGCAAUCUCGACGAUGAAGUCUUAUCAAAUACACACCCGCCAGUGAGCCUUCCAGAAGAUCAACCAACCUCAACAUCGUUCUUGAUUCAGCGAGCCAAGUUUGCCGAGCUCUGUCGCCAACUCGUAGAUUCGAUACAAAAUGUUGGGAGAAUAGAGGAGUCCCAGCCCUGCAAUCUUAUCUAUGAAUUCAGCCAUCGAUUGAGACGCUUCGAACAAGAUCUGCCGUGGUUCUUCCGUAUGGACGAAGAAAACAAGGACAAGGCCAAUGCGCUAGCACUCAGUCGCCCAUACCUGGCACCGCAGAAACAUUCCUUGUUGUUCGGAAUAUAUUCACGAAUCGUCCGACUGCAUCGUCCAUUCCUCUCGAUGAAGCUGCACGAGCCCGAGUUUUCCGAAUCUCGAACAGUAUGCCUCCAGUACGCGGAGAAGAUCUUGAAGCUUCGCAGCAGUAUCGACCAAUCAGGAAUUUGUCACUGCGUAAACUCAUACAGUAUCCGUCAGCACACCUUUAGCGCACUGUUGCUUCUGUCGAUGGACAGUAUGCUCGAGACCGAUAUGUUUCGCGCCCAAGCUCGAAAAGCAGAGCUGAUCAAGAUCAGUAAGACCUUGAGAGACAAGGAAAUGUCUUUGAACAGAUCCAAUAGCGGCAUUGUGUUUGGAAUUGACAAGUUGGUUGACCUGCUGAGAAAGUCAACUCUAGAUACUCCAGUAUUACACUCCUCGAGUUCUUCGACAGAGAGAACAGCACAGGUGACGUUGCAAAACCCAAGCCGAUUGCCCUUGAGCGAUAUGAAUACCCCGGUCACAGCUAGAAGCCUUCCAGAUUAUUUGUCGGAACCGGGUCACACAACAUCGCCGAUGCCGAUGCCGACAUCAAUAUUUUCUGACGAGGUGGCUCUGGACGAUUUCCUCAACCAGACAGAUGGCAUGGAAGGUUUUGAGUGGGAUAGCGUUUUCCUACAUUGA
Messenger RNA from Exophiala spinifera, 1230 nucleotides. RefSeq lists its product as uncharacterized. The record is from RefSeq and is a predicted model, not a curated record. The transcript is spliced from 2 exons. The coding region runs from base 1 to 1230 and encodes 409 amino acids. Lineage: Eukaryota; Fungi; Ascomycota; Eurotiomycetes; Chaetothyriales; Herpotrichiellaceae.